Cetraspora pellucida is the source of this 1020-nucleotide messenger RNA. The record is from the annotation of a GenBank genome assembly. NCBI's taxonomy places the organism in Eukaryota, Fungi, Glomeromycota, Glomeromycetes, Diversisporales, Gigasporaceae.
AUGCAAACCACUUUAUAUAAUAACCUUUAUAAUUUUUUAACUGAAGCUCCUGAGACACAAAUUACAGCCAUUUCUCUCGUUUACCGGGCAUUAGGUGAUGAACCACGAAUAGAAAAGGAAGACUUAAGAGUAGAAGUAAGUCGUGUAACUUCGUCGGCGCUAAUGGAAUGCGAAGUAGAUUCUGACCGAUACAGGAGAAUGUUGAAGAUAUCUGAUCAGUUUGAUGAUGUAUUUGAGGGAUUUCGUAGCAUACGCGAAAUGGAGGCAGAAAUGGAACCUUUAAGUGAUGAUGAAAUUAAAACAAAUUUAAGGAAGUUAAAAAAUCGUCUUGCGAAAAGCAAGGCCAUCCAUGCUAUACACUUACGAAAGAGCUUGAAAGGUGUUACUGAGAAAGUUGUGAGUUGGAAAGAUCCACUUGGAAGUCGAGUAAUUAGUGAUAAAACUGAGAUGGUGCGCCAGUUGCCCCGCAAUGCUUUCAAAUCUUUCAUGGGUCCCAAAUUACGUAUGCAACCACAAGCUUCAGAUGAGAUUCGAGAAAUGUGUGAGGAAUAUGUAGAAAAUUUUUCUAAAGAUACUUCAGAAAUUUUAUUGAAUAAUUCGCACGACGGCAAGUGGAAAGAAUCAGAUGAGAAUUUAAAAAAAGUUGCGAAAGAAAUUAUCGAUGCAUUAAAUGAGUCUGGUUUUAUUACUACUGCGGAAAAAGAAAGUUUAGUCAGUAAGAACAGGAAAGAAAAAUAUGGAAAAAAACCAGAUAUUAUGUUUAUAUUAAAACAUAAAAAAAAGAAAUAUGAAUUGAUGUAUGGAGAAUGUUCUUGGUUGGUUUGUAAUGAACAAAAAGAAGAAAUGGACAGAACCAAGUUGUGGAGAGAGAUUAAUGAUGGGAUGUUUUGGGUGCACAAGGGGUGUUCACCAACCAAAGAGGAAUUUGGCAUUGUUGGUAUUCAGGUAGCAGGCACUCGAUUAUACCUGAAUGUUCUCAUAAGAGAUAAAGAUGAGAUACAUUGCCUUUACGAAUUGUGA